AUAUCAAGAUAUCAAGAUUUGGGCCAAAUAACGAAAUCCAUAAAUAACAAUAACAACAAUAAGGAUGAAAUACACGUCCUCAAUGUCAUUUCUUCUGACAAUAUUCUUUGCUGCUACGAUUUCAGGUAAAGAUAUUCAAGGACUUCUGUCAGACAACAAUCUUGGUCCCUCGAUGCCUCCUAACUCAGAACCGUCUUCUGAUCCCAUCGGUGGAGGUGAUACAAUCAUUCUAUCAGAUGUUCUAGGCAGAGAUCGAAGCAUCAAUAUAUUCGCUGGAUUUACAAGAGAUAUAGCCCCUAUAAGUCAGCGAUUUGCUGAUGGUGGCCAAAAUACAACCAUUCUUGCCCCAGUCAAUUCUGCAAUAAUGGCUCUACCUCGAAAACCAUGGGAAGACCCAGAAGAUUAUGACAAACUUGGAGCCAAUGCAUAUGAGGGUGAAGAUGGAGAAGAGAGGGCGCAUAAGAAUCUGCGAAGAUUUGUGGAAGCUCACAUCAUUCCUGCGAGUCCAUGGAAGGAAGGGGAGAAAGUUAAGACUUUAGUUGGAGAUGAGGUCUGGUGGGAGAAUAAAGACGGAGUGAAACGAUUGCAACCUGGAAAUAUUGAGGUCUCAAGCAUGGCAGGUGACGUCCACAACGGGCAAGUCUGGAUAUUGAAGAAUGUGAGAAAUUAUGCAUAGAAACUGCUUGGGCAUUACUUGCAGAGAUUGGCUUUACUUGGACUUGGGAAUCAAAGUGUUAGUAAAUUCGACUGGGCACACAUAUAGGGGGUUUUGCCCUUGACGUCGCAUAUCAUGAUAUUAAUAAUAAUAAAUAUUUUGUCUUCGAAA
Messenger RNA from Botrytis byssoidea, 826 nucleotides. RefSeq lists its product as uncharacterized. The record is from RefSeq and is a predicted model, not a curated record. The transcript has 2 exons. Lineage: Eukaryota; Fungi; Ascomycota; Leotiomycetes; Helotiales; Sclerotiniaceae. Bases 65 to 676 code for a protein of 203 amino acids.